AUGCGGGAGGUCGGGGUCUAUUGCAAGACGUGUGGCGAGAUGAUCUGCACUCGAUGUGGCAUCAUUGAGCCACAUGGGAGACACGAAAAAUUUGAUGCCGAACAGAUCCUUGAAAAAGAACAGAUCGAAGGCGAAGAUGAAGUCUACAAGUCACGAAUCAUUCGGCAUGAGAAGAAAGUGGAGGGAGUUCAUGGAAAUUUUUCCCUAUUCAUUUGUGAAAUGAAGGAGCUUCAAACGCGCUUAAAGGAGCACCAAACGACUGCAAGGACCGAAAUCGAAAGCCGGCUAAAAGAAAUUCAGACCCAGCUGGAGAAAGACAAAGAGACACUUGCUGCAAAGGUUGACCAGAUUUUUGAGGCAAAGAGCAAGCGUUUGGAAGAUCAGAUUGAGGAGCUCCAACGAAUAGAGGCAAUACUUAACGAUUCGCGAGAAAGGAUCACCAAUACCCUAGCAAUGGGCAUCCCAUCCGAGAUCCUGUUCAACAUGAAAUAUUUCAUUAAGCGAAGUGAGUCGUUGUUCGACCAGUACGACACGUACGAUCGCACUCCACGCGAGAACGACAUUCUUCAGUUCAGUCCCAACGUAGAGUUUGAUCUCAGUGGCGCAAUCGGUACAGUUGCAGCAGAUCCCUUUCCCGAGGCCUUCACUCUAGAUGGACUCGACAGCAUCCAUUUCAUCCAGGGAAAGGAAGCGCCUCUCAUCGUUACAUGUCGUGAUAUCGCAGGCACACCCCGACCAAUCAAACACGAUAUCAAAGUCGAGUUGUGCCCCCCAGGAAACGGAGAAGCCUUGCAAGGCACAGUCGAAAGGGACGUCGACAAAGGAACAUACAGAGUUAAACUGCAACCGAAUUCUCAGGGCGACCACGAGCUAAAAGUGUCGGUCGUCGUAGGAAAUGAAGAAAAGUGUGUCCCAAUCACAGGAAGUCCAUUCAAAGUGAGGGUCUCGCGUCCGCUGCUCGGAGGAAUUGAGGCGGAAAACAUUGCUAUCGCUGGACUGCAAAAUCCAUGGGGGGUAGCAGUUUGGCAUGGGGCAAAGCCUGAGGGGAGGGAGGGUGAGGAUGGGGAGCCUGGUGGAGCGGGGGGUGGUGCUGGGAGUGAAGGUGCCGGUGUCCGCAACGACGACGGUGCAGGAGGCCAAGACGAUGCUGCAGGCGCUGGCAAUGCAGAAAAUGGCGAAGUCGUGGCCAUCACAGAUAUCGGCACCCACCGCCUACUUAUCGUAACCAACAACGACUUCCAAAACCCAAGGUGGAUCGGGAAAGAAGGCGGUGGUGAAGGCGAUGGUAACUCGGAGUUCAACUCUCCCCGAGGAGUUGCCUUUAAUCAAAACGGAGAGAUCGUUGUGGUUGACAAGGACAACUGCCGGGUUCAAGUUAUUUCGGCAGAGGGCGAUUUCAAAUCAAAAUUUGGUACGCGUGGGUCCGAGAAUGGUGAGUUCAGGAGGCCAACCGAUGUGGUCCAUUGA
Molecule: messenger RNA, 1467 nt
Organism: Geodia barretti
Lineage: Eukaryota; Metazoa; Porifera; Demospongiae; Tetractinellida; Geodiidae
Source: the annotation of a GenBank genome assembly